AUGGAUAGAUUCAUAGCUCGUAUGAAGAAAGCUUCGGGUAGGAGAGGGGAAAAGACGCCUUCACGGAAGAAGUUAGAGCGUACGGGCGCCUUGAGGAACAUCAAUUAUGACGCCGCUUCUUCUUCUUCUUCUUCCUCAGCUGACGAUCUCUCCGUCUCCACUUCUUCUCUGAUGAUGACGCGCUCUCUCGAGGUAGAUCCAACCAGUUUCCGUAUCUACGGAAGAGGCGAUGGAGAGUUUGCUCGGAUUUGUAAGUCUAUUGGUCUCUCUGGCCCUGACGAUUUUGGUAUCUCUUUUGACGCCUGGGAAGCUUCUAAGAUGCGUUCGUCUUCAGAGGUUAUCAACAGGUUCAACUCCUUCGACCAUGAUUUGAGUGAAGCAGGUCCUAGUGGUGAUGCUAAUUCUGAGGUUGGAAGUUUGGCUGAUAGGGUUGUUGUAGUUGAUGAUACAAAAGAGAAGAAGCCUAGUCUUCAGCGGGUAAUGUCAAGAGGUUAUCUUAUUCCUAGUUCCAAUGAUGUUGCGGCUGCUGUUCUUGUUGUUGGUGGUGGUGGUGGUGGUGGUAUAAAGGGAGUGAGGCCACCUGUGCUUAAGCCUCCUCCGGCGCAUUUUGCUCCAGAAGAUGAUAUAGUUAGGCGGCCAAAUUCCUCUCCUUCUUCCGACGAGGGAGAGGAAGUGGAAAGGGAAAUGGAGGCCGGGCUUGUCGAGACUGUGGAUACAGCUGAUGAGGCUUGCUCAUUCAGUACAAACGAUGGUGGGGACUCCUCUAGUACAGUAUCCAAUACUUCGCCGGUUUAUUCUUCCGGGACUAUCAUCACGUCUUGGCUGAAGGGUGAGCUUCUGGGACGAGGAUCAUUUGGCUCCGUGUAUGAAGGCAUUUCUGGUGGUGGGGACUUCUUUGCUGUCAAGGAAGUUUCACUUCUUGAACAGGGAAGUCAGGCACAGGAAUGCAUACAGCAACUUGAAAGGGAGAUUGCAUUACUUAGUCAGCUUCAGCAUCAGAAUAUAGUGAGAUAUCGUGGCACAGCAAAGGAUGGGUCGAAUUUGUACAUCUUUCUUGAGCUUGUAUCCCAAGGUUCUCUUCUAAAACUUUACCAAAAAUACCAGCUUCCAGACUCUGUAGUGUCCACGUACACUAGGCAGAUCCUUGACGGCUUGAAAUAUCUCCACGGAGAAGGUUUUAUCCACCGGGACAUCAAAUGUGCAAAUAUAUUGGUAGACGCCAGUGGAGCUGUUAAGCUUGCAGACUUUGGAUUGGCAAAGGUGUCAAAAUUAAACGACAUUAAGUCCAGCCAGGGGACUCCAUUCUGGAUGGCUCCAGAGGUUAUUGCUCUGAAGCGUACUGACGGGUAUGGAAGUUCAGCUGAUAUAUGGAGCCUUGGGUGCACAGUUCUUGAAAUGCUGACUCGGAAGAUCCCCUACUACGAUCUAGAACCAGUAAGUCGUCAAGAUCUGGAAGUGGUGGUGUUUUAUUUGAUCUUUCAUUUUUAAGGUUAUUGUCUAUUUAUUUAUGAGUUUUCCCAGUAAAAUAAGAGUU
This is a messenger RNA of Eruca vesicaria subsp. sativa (arugula), 1534 nucleotides long. NCBI's taxonomy places the organism in Eukaryota, Viridiplantae, Streptophyta, Magnoliopsida, Brassicales, Brassicaceae. The record is from the annotation of a GenBank genome assembly.